Thunnus maccoyii (southern bluefin tuna) is the source of this 2227-nucleotide messenger RNA. RefSeq lists its product as uncharacterized. The coding region runs from base 911 to 1387 and encodes 158 amino acids. The transcript is spliced from 6 exons. The record is from RefSeq and is a predicted model, not a curated record. Lineage: Eukaryota; Metazoa; Chordata; Actinopteri; Scombriformes; Scombridae.
AACAAGCUUGUGAGACAAAUCACCCACGAAAGCAUUGGCAAGGCAACCGUAAACAUGUUGCAGAUUCAAUUACGUCAUCAGCAGAGUCUUGUGAUUGGUUCGUUUGCUCUACAUGGGUGUCUUUUGUCAGACGGACGUAACCUUUUACGUGCUUGUCCCUGCAAUGUUACUGCUUCCAUUUAUGACGCAGCUGUACUGGCAUUUUCCCUGAAAUGUCACAAGGUCUUGAGGUGGGAAAUUGGCAGUACAGAUUUCCCAGAAUAUUGAUCCCUGCUCCCAUUCACACAUGAUCCCAUGCAGGAAAUGUUCCUGAACGUUUCAGGGAUAGACUGCAUGUGUGAAAGGGGCCUGUGUAAAGGAUCCGGGAUGGUUUUUCCAGGUAAAUCCAAAGGAUAUGAUGUUUAUGUGUACUCCCAAGUGCUACAGCGCCAGCAGGGUACAACACUAGCUAACGUUAGCUUAGAAAUCCGUCCGCUAAUGUCCAACCACGAGCUGGCUUUCUUCCUAUUGAACGGGCGGCAGCAGUGUGAUGAGACAGCCUCCUGCAGCUGUCAGAGGUUUUUGUACGAGUGUAUUUCACUGUGUUGGGGUGGACUACACAGUGACUGAACAUCCACACAGAGCUGAACAAAAACCUCCAGCCUGCUCUCCUCAGUCUGUUUAGAGUCAGAAAAAGAUCCAGAAUCAACACACAGACCGACGACAGACUCAGUGUUUCAGCUCGCUGUGUGUUGAUGUGAAGCUGAUUUAUAAAACUUUGAGCUGCUUUUGGAGUGAUUGACAGCUCAGAGGUUUUUGUAUGGGGAUGUAACACUGUGAUGCUUUACUCUUUGGGAAGAAUAUCACACUCACCGUCAAUCCUAAAGAUGAUUCGCCAGUCUUGCCGAAUCUGUUUGCCCUGAACCCUCUGAUGCCGGAGGGCGGGUGGGGGUCGUCGCCGCUGCCGCCGGACGUCUGCCUGGCUACUGGCUUCUAUCCGAAGACAGCUGAAAUGGUCCUGAAUGUGAAGAACGAGCCGGCAGUCAAGCUGGACACCAGCAAGGCCGUCAUGUCCAAAAACCAGAAAGGCUACUUCUUCGCUGGAUUCACCAACAAGACGCUUCUCUCCUGUGAGAUGAAAGGCAAGACCAGCACCAUCGGCUCAUCCAGCAACAAAACCUCACCCGCCGACAAAAGCUCACCCGCCAACAACACCUCAUCCAGCAACAAUGACACGUCCAUCUACCACCAGUCCACCAACAAUUGCAACCUGGAUCUCUGCAAGGACGUUCAUCCAGAAAAAGCCAGGCUGAACUUCUUCCUGCUGGUGAUGAACGGAGUCCGAGUGAUCUUCACCAAGACUGUGGCCUUCAGCACCCUCCUCACCAUCAGAGCCAUGAUCUUCUAACAGCGAGUUCAGCUCAGCUUCGUCUCCGCCAGACGACUCGUCGUACCGCCAUGUUUGGGAGGGACAGAUCAGCUGAAGCAGUGAAAUCAGGAUCCAAUAAGACUGAUUGAUUGAUUGAUUGAUUGUUCUCAGUAUCAUGUUUAUGGUUCUAAACACAGUUAUUCAUCUGUCAUCCAAUAUUUUAUUUUUUUUACAUUCUGACAGAAUUGACCUACGGUGGCCUCUAAGGACAAAAUACAUACAAGAGCCACAAACAUUGAAAAAAUGUAUCAAACUUUUAGCAUUUUGUUCAGUUCACUUCUCUUGAUGCUGGAAAAAUUAGUUUUAAAUUCAGAAAUGCAACAAAUACGAGGAAACAUACAAAACUGAAAACAUUAAGAAAAAUAUGUUUCAGAUUCAAAAACUGCAACAAAUACUAAAACAUAAAGUCACCGUGGAAACCAAAGCUGCCUUCACCUCGUUCUUCACAAACCUGUAAAUAAAACCUGUUUAAUUCAAGUAAAUACACAACAUUAUCAUAAAUCUCAUUUUACUGUUACUGAAGUCAUUUUUAAAAAGUCUAUCUGAGAUGAUCUGCUGAGUUUAAUCUCCUUAUAUUUUCUUAUGAAGCGACUUUCUUUAACUUUAUGCUAAAAACUCAUGUCUGUGAAGUUUUAUUUCAUUAGUCAGUAGUUUUCUGCGCUUUGUCUCUUUUUAAUUCAUCACAUCUUUACUGAUCAAACCUCUUUUUUUUUUUUUAGUGAUAUUCAUAUUAUUUGUUAUUUCAUUAUUCUGGCAUGUGAUGCCUUCUGUAACUUUGCUUUAAAAAUAGCUGUACAAAUAAAGCUGAUUGUGAUUAUA